Messenger RNA from Pararge aegeria (speckled wood butterfly), 663 nucleotides. RefSeq names its product oocyte zinc finger protein XlCOF15-like. NCBI's taxonomy places the organism in Eukaryota, Metazoa, Arthropoda, Insecta, Lepidoptera, Nymphalidae. Gene Ontology annotation, molecular function: DNA-binding transcription factor activity, RNA polymerase II-specific; RNA polymerase II transcription regulatory region sequence-specific DNA binding. Gene Ontology annotation, biological process: regulation of transcription by RNA polymerase II. The record is from RefSeq and is a predicted model, not a curated record. The transcript has a single exon. Bases 1 to 663 code for a protein of 220 amino acids. Gene Ontology annotation, cellular component: nucleus.
AUGCACGGAAUCCAAUUUUCCUCACAAGAACACAUGUUUGUCCCCUACAGACUAGAGGAUGGCUUCAAAUGUGUUAUAUGCGGAGAAAAUUACAACGCUUUCGUCCCUCUAUCCACACAUAUGAACACACACUCGACUAAUCACGUAUGCGAAACGUGCGGUAUGUCAUUCUACAACAGUUUAAACCUCCGUACCCAUAGAGAUUACAAACACAAGCAUAGAUUAAAAAAAUGCACGCUUUGCAACGAAAAGUUUAGCAAAAACUAUGCGAAAUUGAAGCAUAUGAAAACUGUACACAACAUAGGUUCUUACAAGCGAUACUGCGUGGUUUGCGGAAAGACAUUUCAGCACUCUUACAUGCUCGAAGUGCAUAAAGUAGAAGAGCAUGGAGCAAAGCGGCCGAUAUCGAACUGUUCACAAUGCGAUAAAACCUUCACAACGCCGCAGAAUUUGAGAAUUCACAUACGUUCCGUUCACGUGAGGGAACGUAAUUUUAUAUGCGACAAGUGUGGAAUGACGUUUUUCACUAAAACAGACCAAGUGAGGCAUAAAAAACGUCACGAGGACGUUAAGUCUUACUCGUGUAGCAAAUGCGAGGCGAGGUUUAAGUCGAAAGACUCUUGGAUGCGUCACCAGAGAAAUAAACAUUUGGUUGAUUGUUGA